AUGGAGUGUCUGGGAGUGUCAUCUGUUCAGCACCUUCAGGCUCUCUCCUCCCUGUUAUCAACUCAGCAGGAUGAUGGUGAUGAUGACGACUGUAAAAAUUCGACUGCUUGUGCAGGACUGGGUCCUGGACACAUCGGCCCCCCACCCAAACAAGAUAAAGAAGUGUCAUCUGCCUAUGAGAAGAAGAACAGCAAAGAUAUAUGGAGCGAGGAAGAGGUGGCUGAGGGCUCCCAGUAUGAUGAUCUUGCUGACCCGCGACCACAACCUGAGUAUGAAAUAAUCCUGAAGCAGAGUGUGGGGACAGAGGAUCUGUUCUUGGGCUUGAACAGAAAGGACCCGUCCUCCAUGUGUUGCGAAGCCAUGCUGGUGAAAAUCAAACUGCCCGACACUAAAGCAACAGAUGUGGUCCUGGAUGUGAAAGAGAAGUUCCUUGAUCUACGGACGCUUAAAUAUAAACUGGGUCUCCAUCUUCCACAUCCGAUCCACAGCCAGGAGGGAAAGGCUCAGUUCUUCAGUGAGAGGGAGGAACUGGAGGUGACUCUACUAGUCAAACGCCCCAUGGAUUUCAUCAACAUGCCAUGAGAAAGAAGGACU
Molecule: messenger RNA, 594 nt
Organism: Anoplopoma fimbria (sablefish)
Lineage: Eukaryota; Metazoa; Chordata; Actinopteri; Perciformes; Anoplopomatidae
Gene: dnaaf6
Product: dynein axonemal assembly factor 6
Exons: 6
Coding region: 1-582 (193 amino acids)
Biological process (GO): flagellated sperm motility; axonemal dynein complex assembly
Cellular component (GO): cytoplasm
Molecular function (GO): dynein intermediate chain binding; protein-folding chaperone binding
Source: RefSeq, a predicted model, not a curated record